Messenger RNA from Entrophospora sp. SA101, 2310 nucleotides. The record is from the annotation of a GenBank genome assembly. Lineage: Eukaryota; Fungi; Glomeromycota; Glomeromycetes; Entrophosporales; Entrophosporaceae.
AUGCAACAUACAAAACACAACACUGAAGAACAAAGAGAAGCCAAUACUGCUCGACAACACAGACACAGAGCCAUGGAAACUGUUGAACAACAUCAACAACGGCUCCAACGAAAUGCUGAUGCUCAUUGUCAAUAUCGUGCUAAUAAUCCCCAAAUACACAAUAUUGCCCAUAACUUCUCUGAAAGUGCAAAUACAAGCAGUUAUUCAGAUAUGCACCAGAUCAAUGUUGCAAACAUGGCUACAUGUAAUUACUGUAAUGCAUUCAAGCUUCCAGCAGAAAGUCCAGGAAUGUGCUGCUCUAAUGGGAAAGUGCUAUUAGCAGAACCCAAUGUCCCUUUGGUUUUGCAAUCUCUUUUUUCAAGUCAAGAUGAUAUUGCCAAGCACUUCCAUGAUAAAAUUCGUCUAUAUAAUUCAGCAUUUACUUUCACAUCUGUUGGUGUCAAGUUAGAUAAUGAGCUUGCAAAUGCAACUGCUGGUGUUUAUACCUUUCGCAUCCAAGGUUCAAUUUACCAUCAAAUUGGCUCAUUACUGCCAGAACCUGGAUCUGAACCUCACUACCUACAGAUGUAUGUCUGGGAUACUGAAAACAAAUUGUAUCAUCGAAUAAACACCCUUUCUGAUUCUGGCCUUGAUCCCACUAUUAUACAAAAGAAUAUUAAAAACCUAUCCAUGGUUAUUCAUGCUAAUAUUCCUGGACUUGACCAAAGGACUCAUAAUGCUCCAACAGCUUCUCAAGUAGCAGCAAUUUGGAUUGAUGAUGAUGUACCUUCUGAUGCAAUUCAAAAACGAGAUAUUGUAUUGCGUACACAAACACAUCAGUUAAUCCGUAUCUCUGAAUUCACUGGAUGUUAUGACCCUUUAGCUUAUCCACUUUUGUUUCCUCAUGGUGAACAAGGAUGGGCUCCUCGCCAGAUUCCAUACAAAAAUAUUCGUUUUGAGACAAUCAAAGAUCCUAAUGAUGAAGACAAAAUUAGGAGUGAGUUGUAUCAAGGUCUUCAGGAUGCAAUUUUACAUGGUGACAAUAUUCCAGAACAUGUAGGUCGCAGAAUAGUACUUCCUGCUACAUUUAUUGGGAGCCCUCGAGACAUGAUACAACGAUACCAAGAUGCAAUGGCCUUGCUACACAUUGGCAAACCUGAUUUAUUCAUAACCAUGUCAUGUAAUCCAAAUUGGCCUGAAAUUCAAGCUCUGUUACUCCCUGGACAAAUGGCUCAAGACCAACCAGAUAUCACAGUACGUAUCUUUCAUGAGAAGCUUCAAGAAUUAAAGAAGGAUGUUUUUGAGCGCAGAGUCCUUGGACAUGUUGUUGCACACACACAUGUCAUUGAAUUCCAGAAACAAGGUCUUCCACAUGCACACAUUUUGAUUAUACUUCAUCCGGAGGAUAAACCACAAACUCCUGAUGAUUAUGAUGAUAUUGUCUGUGCUGAGAUACCUGACCCAGUAACCAACCCCAGAGCAAAUGCCACAGUUAUUGCCAAUGUGUUCCAUAGACCAUGUGGAAGUAUCAAUCCCAAUGCACCCUGCAUGAUUGAUGAUGGUACAGGGCACAAAAAAUGCACCAAGGGAUACCCAAGACAAUUCCAGAAUGAAACUCUCCAAGGAGAAGACUUUUAUCCUUAUGUCUAUAAGGGCCAUGACAAAGCAACAAUUGAAAUUACUGGAGAACAUCAGGAUCAUGAAACAGAAGCUAAGCCAAUUGUGAUUGAUGAGAUUCAUAAUUUCAUUGAAGCCUGUUGGGUAUCAGCCCCAGAAGCAAUCUGGAGAAUCCUAGGAUUUAACGUGAGUGGAAUAAAUCCUGCUGUCAUACGAUUACAAAUACACCUUCCCAACCAACAAAGGGUCAUAUUCAAUGAAAGUGACAAUCUGAUAGAUGUAGUCACAGCUGACCAGAACCAAAGAACAUCACUUACUGAGUACUUUAAGAUGAAUGAUCAAGAUCCUGAUGCAAGAAACCUGCUCUAUACCAAUUUUCCACAUUACACAUGGAAUAAAACAAACAAGACAUGGAAGAAACGUCAACGUGGAGUAACAGGUGCCAGAAGCUUUGAGGAACUCAAAACAGUAGAUGAUACUCUGUGUGCUACUUUCAAGGAGAAUGCUCAGUGCAGAGGUUUCUUAGAAAAUGAUAAUGAACACCAACAAUGCAUGGCUGAAGCUAGAAUAUUUCAAAUGCCAAGUCAGCUACGUGAUCUCUUCGCAACACUAUUGGUCUUUGGAGAUGUUACAGAUAUACAUCAAUUAUGGAUUGAGAACUUCAAUGCAAUGGCAGAAGACUUUGCAUACAAUGGAAUACCAGAAGCAAUUUAA